AUGUCCGCUCGCCAGCGCCGUCACACUGAACGACAACAUGACGACGCCAGUGGGAGUUCUCCAAGCAUACCAGCUGCGACUGCCACGAUCCUUGAGAAACCCCCUCAGGCAAUCAGGAGGCUUUGCCACUGGGACGACCUUCCGCACUGGCAACGCGAUAACCACCAUAUCCAUACUGGAUACCGACCGGCAUCAUUUUCCUUCCUGAUUUCCUUUCAGUCUUUGACCUAUAUCCAUAAUGAGACAGUCAACAUCUAUUCGCAUUUGCUGCCCUCCCUGCUGGCUAUUCCGGCGGCGGUCGUUCUCUACCGUGCUUUAGAGCCUCGUUAUGAAAGUGCUGCACAUUCCGACAUUGUUGUAUUUGCCUGCUUCUUUGCUGGUGCCGCGUUUUGCCUGGGGAUGUCUGCAACCUACCAUACCAUCUCGAAUCACUCUCCAGCUGUAGCGCGGGUAGGCAAUGCGCUAGAUUACGUCGGCAUCGUGGGACUCAUCGUAGGCAGUUUUGUCCCAAGCAUCUACUACGGGUUCUACUGUCACCCGAAUCUUCAGAAGCUCUACUGGGUGAUGAUCUGUACCAUUGGGUUGGGCUGCGCGUGUGUCUCUGUGCUCCCCAAGUUCCGGACGCCGGGAUGGCGCCCUUUCCGGGCCGCGAUGUUUGUCGGCAUGGGGUUGUCGGCGGUGUUUCCCGUGCUACAUGGACUGCAGAUGUUUGGAAUCAACCAGAUGGCGCGCCAAAUCGGCCUUGGCUGGCUCUUGCUUCAAGGUCUGCUCUACAUUCUCGGCGCAACAAUCUAUGCAGCUCGAGUUCCUGAGCGUCUUCUGCCGGGAAAGUUCGAUAUUCUGGGCAGCUCACAUCAAAUCUUUCAUGUGCUGGUCGUCUGUGCUGCUGUGGCUCAUCUGACAGGUCUGUUGCGUGCAUUUGAUUACUGGCAUAGUGGCCUUGCAGAAACAUGUGCUUGA
Messenger RNA from Penicilliopsis zonata CBS 506.65, 960 nucleotides. RefSeq lists its product as hypothetical. Gene Ontology annotation, molecular function: signaling receptor activity. The record is from RefSeq and is a predicted model, not a curated record. The transcript has a single exon. Gene Ontology annotation, cellular component: membrane. Bases 1 to 960 code for a protein of 319 amino acids. Lineage: Eukaryota; Fungi; Ascomycota; Eurotiomycetes; Eurotiales; Aspergillaceae.